Rosa rugosa (rugosa rose) is the source of this 1470-nucleotide messenger RNA. RefSeq names its product transcription factor TCP9-like. Gene Ontology annotation, molecular function: DNA-binding transcription factor activity; sequence-specific DNA binding. Lineage: Eukaryota; Viridiplantae; Streptophyta; Magnoliopsida; Rosales; Rosaceae. Gene Ontology annotation, cellular component: nucleus. Bases 192 to 1376 code for a protein of 394 amino acids. The transcript has a single exon. The record is from RefSeq and is a predicted model, not a curated record.
UUUUACAGUUCCAUACUUCUUCUCUUCCUCUUCUUCUAUGGAUAGAGAGAGGCCCCCUGACCCUGAGCUCUUUCAUCACUUCCGUUCCUCCCAACCCAAAACCGAACGCCAAUCAUACGAACCCUAAUCGCAGCAUAAACACAAAGCGUCGUCGUUUUUUCCUCGGGUGACUCCUAUUUUUGGUGGCAAAAAUGACGUCGUAUUUUGAGGAUCAAGAAGACGACGGAGGAGGAGGCGGUUCCGAUCACAGCACCAGCACCGGCACCGGCGACCCGGAGGAUAACCGGAACAGUGAGGACAACAGGAACCGAGUCUUUUCGAGGCAGCUGGUUAAUUUUGACGAAAUGGCGAUGCCGCUGAAGAUGGAGCCCAUUGACUCUGACCCACCGUCGGACUCUGACCACCGGGCCCACCCGCAACCGCCGCAGGCUCCGUCCGUCGGAAUGGUCCCCAUGGCGGCGAUGCAGAUGCAAAUGCCCGUGCCGGUGUCCUCCUCCUCCGCCGCCGCCGCCGCCAGGCGCUCCUCCACCAAGGACCGCCACACGAAGGUCGAGGGCCGCGGCCGCAGGAUCCGAAUACCCGCCACGUGCGCGGCUCGGAUCUUCCAGCUGACCCGGGAGCUGGGGCACAAGUCCGACGGCGAAACGGUGCGGUGGCUCCUCGAACACGCCGAGCAGGCCAUAAUCGAAGCCACCGGCACCGGCACCGUCCCGGCCAUCGCCGUCUCCGUCGGUGGGACCCUCAAGAUCCCCACCACGCCCAGCUACCACAACCCGACCGACGACUCGCAGACCUCCGCGGCCAAGAAGCGGAAGCGCCCCUCCAACAGCGAGUUCGUGGACCUAAGCGACGCCGUAUCGCAGUCCUCGGGGCUCGCUCCGGUGGGGCCCUCGACUCCCCAGCCCGUCCCUCAAGGCCUGGUCCCCGUCUGGGCCGUGGGCAACGCCGGCGUGAUGGUCCCUGCCAACGCCUUCUGGAUGAUUCCACCGAACGGGUCGGGACAGGUCGUCCCCGCCGCCGGCCCGUCCAGCCAAGCACCGCAAAUUUGGGCCUUGUCCCCGACUAUGACGCCGGUGUUCAACGUGGCCGCGGCCCGGCCCAUAUCGACGAGUACGUUCGUGGCGAACGGCGGAGUGGAGGUUCGCGCUCCGUCGCCGGCGCUGUCGAACUCGGCGGUGAGCACGAGCACGGUGGGGUCGAAGGCGGCGAAGAAGUCGUCGUCGACAAUGGCGCCGAGCGUGAGCUCGAGUGGUAGUGGUAACAGUAACAACGGUAGUGGCACGAAAGCUCAGAUGCUUAGGGAUUUUACUCUAGAGAUUUACGACAAGCAGGAGCUGCAGUUCAUGGGUCGACCCGCAGGCCCAGGAAGCCAGUGAUCAUAGUUUUUAACCAUUUAGAGAUUGUUAGUUAUCCUUCUUCGAAUCAAAAUAAAAAGUCCUCAAAAGAAAAUGAGAUUGUUAGUUAUGCUUC